GCUGGCUCAUUAGAUUAGUUGUGUAAAUUUGGAAAAUAAAUUUUAAAUAUAAUUUUUAGAACUUGUUGAUUUUAUAAAAAGUUUAAUAUUACAUUAAGGAUUAAAUUAUCAAAGUGAAAACCAAUUUUUUUUAUAUAUAAAAAUGAUAAAAAUUAAAAUUGUUUACUUGGGAUUAAAAUUGUUUAUUUUAAUUUUAUCGGGAUCAAUUAUACUUCAAUUAAAUGCUCAACCAAAUGAAACAGAUGUCGAUAAUAGUAAUGAUCAUUUGGCCUUUGAAGAACAAAUUGAAAUGGAAUGUGAACAACAAUUUAAUGUUACAUCGGAUGAAUUGAAAUCAAUAGAAAAAAUAAGUUUAACAAAUGAAGCUAAAUGUUUUGUUAAAUGUUUACUUGAAAAGACUGGAACACUUAAAGAUGGAAAAAUUAUAGAUAUUGCAAUGGUCAAAGAUAUGGAAAAUGAUUGUGAAGCACCAUUGGUAUUUGAUAAACAUAAAGCAGAACUUUUAGUUGGAAAAUGUAAGAAAGCUAAAGGAAUUGAUGAUUGUGAUUUUGCUUUAAAUUAUAUGAUUUGUGUAUUAAAAGAUUUUGGUAAUUCUGAUGGUUAUUGUACAAUAAAGAAUUAA
Molecule: messenger RNA, 622 nt
Organism: Condylostylus longicornis
Lineage: Eukaryota; Metazoa; Arthropoda; Insecta; Diptera; Dolichopodidae
Product: general odorant-binding protein 56h-like
Exons: 3
Coding region: 143-622 (159 amino acids)
Molecular function (GO): odorant binding
Source: RefSeq, a predicted model, not a curated record